Pleuronectes platessa (European plaice) is the source of this 4967-nucleotide messenger RNA. RefSeq names its product Janus kinase 3 (a protein tyrosine kinase, leukocyte) (gene jak3). Gene Ontology annotation, molecular function: cytokine receptor binding; non-membrane spanning protein tyrosine kinase activity; ATP binding. The record is from RefSeq and is a predicted model, not a curated record. Lineage: Eukaryota; Metazoa; Chordata; Actinopteri; Pleuronectiformes; Pleuronectidae. The transcript is spliced from 24 exons. Bases 157 to 3483 code for a protein of 1108 amino acids. Gene Ontology annotation, cellular component: cytoskeleton; cytosol; membrane. Gene Ontology annotation, biological process: peptidyl-tyrosine phosphorylation; hemopoiesis; cell surface receptor signaling pathway via JAK-STAT.
GCAUCUGCUUGUCUAAAUCAGGAAAUUGAACUUCCUGUCAACAGACACACACACAGACGCACACACAGCGCAAACCCAGAAGUAAAAGAAAAAUGCCUGGUUUACAGGGACAAGUGAUCGAGAGGACUUUCACUCUUCAGCUGUAAAGGAGUAACCAUGGAUCUCAGUGAGGAGGAGUCAGCUCCUCUGGUGAACAGAGACCGCGGAGGCAGCCACAAGUCCAGUACGAGCACUGGGCCCAGUUUACACGUGCACCUCUACUUCUUCCCUGCAACAAAGGAGGCAACAACAAUACACAUUUCCUCUGACCAAGUCUCUGCUGAGCAUGUCUGCAUCCAAGCAGGAAAGAAAUGUGGAAUCCUACCAGUGUACCUGGGUCUUUUUGGGUUGGCGUCAUCUGACUUCUCAUUUUGGUAUCCUCCAUCGCACAUGUUCAACACAGAUGAAAAGCUGCAGGUCCACUUCAGAGUCAGAUUUUUCUUUGGAAACUGGUUUGGUAAAGGACCAAGAAAAUCGUACCGCUACGAUCUGAGCAGAGACAGCUGCACUCCGGUGCUCGACUGCAGUGUCAUUGACUAUCUCUUCGCUCAGUUGCGAAGUGACUUCAUUGCCAGUGAGGCAGGGGUUUCUCCUCCUCUGAGCACUCAGGAGGAAUGUCUCGGCCUUGCAGUAUUGGACCUAUGGAGAAUGGUUAAAGAGCGCCACCAGACUGUUAGAGAACUCUGCAAAACAGUCAGCUACAAAUCCUGCCUACCAAAGUCACAUCGCCAUGACAUCCAGAGACGAAACCGCCUGGAUCGUUAUCGAAUCCGAAACACCCUCAAGUGUUUCUUAAGGAAGCUUGGAAACUGCUCUGUGGACGCGUGCAGCUUGAAAGUCAAGUACCUGAUUGAACUGGCUGGCAUCGAGCCCUCUCUUGGGAGCGAAACCUUCAAAGUGGGUCCUGCCGCCUCCCAGGAAAAGCCAGCUUUCAGUCUGGUGCGGGUGACUGGGGAAAGUGGAAUUCAAACCAGUGGAAGUUGCCAUCCUGAUAGUUCACUGGAGUGGCUGACCUUCUGUGAUUUCCAAGAAAUCAUUGACAUCAGUAUAAAGAGGGUGUGUCAGGAGCAGCUUCCCCAAGACAGUAGGAUGGUGACAAUAACCCGCAAAGAUGAGAGUCACUUGGAAGUCAAGUUCCAGGGUCUAAGGGAAGCACUUUCGUUUGCGUCACUUGUCGAUGGCUACUUCAGACUGACCACGGACUCUAGCCACUACUUCUGCCAGGACAUUGCUCCCCCAAGUAUUCUGGAGGGUGUGAAAAACCAUUGCCAUGGCCCAAUCACAUCUGAGUUCGCAGUCAACAAAUUGAAGAAAUCUGGAUUUAAAGGAGGUACAUUCCUGGUCCGGCAGAGUCCGAAGAACUAUGACAGCUUCUUCCUCACUGUGUGUGUUCAGACCCCACUUGGACUCGACUAUAAAGACUGUCUCAUCAUUAAGAAUGUGCAAUUCAGUCUUCCUGGUGUCCAGAAAUCAUUUGGCAGCUUAAGAGAGAUCACCAGUCAUUACCAACACACCAAGCUGCUGCUGGCUGAAGUUCCUGUCAAGUUGGGCCGCUGCUGUCCACCCAGACCCAAAGAGCUCACAAAUCUCAUCAUCAUACGCAGCAGCAACUCUGUGGAAACUCAAGGCUCCCCGUCACCUGAGAGGAACAAAUUCAAUCACAUCCAGUUCCACAUAAUCAAAUACGAAGACCUAAAAUGCGAGGUAAGCCUGGGACAGGGAUCCUUCACGCGGAUUUUUAAAGGCCACAAAACAGACAUUCACGAGGGGGAAAAGCAUGUGACAGAAGUCCUACUGAAAGAGCUUGAUGGCGCUGACAAGAACAGCUGGGAGUCAUUCUUUGAAGCUGCCAGCUUGAUGAGUCAGAUUUCACACAAACACAUCCUCCACGUUUAUGGCAUCAGUGUUCAUGGAGUAAAAAACAUCAUGGUGCAGGAGUUUGUCAAGCACGGGGCCCUUGACCUUUACUUGAAGAGAGGGAGAUCUGUGUCAGUGAGCUGGAAACUCGACGUGGCCAAACAGCUCGCAUCUGCCCUCAACUUUCUGGAAGAGAAAAACAUUGUUCAUGGAAACAUAUGUGCUAAAAACCUGCUGCUGGCCAGAGAGGGCGACCCGUCACAGGGCUCCUCCCCUUUCAUCAAGCUGAGUGACCCGGGCAUCAUGCUGGGCAAAGAUGUUAUCCUGGACCGGAUCCCAUGGGUGGCCCCUGAGGUGCUGGAGAGCCCAGACAACCUGACGCAGGAGUGUGAUAAGUGGAGCUUUGGUGCCACUGUGUGGGAAAUCUUCAACAAUGGGACCGCUCCCCUGCGAGGCUGGGACCUGGAACAGAAGCGUCAGUUUUAUGAUGGGUUCCAGCAGCUGCCACCUUCCCAGUGGACGGAGCUGGCGGAUCUGAUCAGUCAGUGCAUGUCUUACCAGGCGGACUACAGACCUUCCUGUCGCAGUAUUAUCCGUCAACUCAACAGUCUGAUCACUUCAGAUUAUGUGAUUUUGCGCGCCACUGAGCCUGUCACACAGAGCCCACUGCGGAGAGCCCUCAGCACUCAACAUGACCAGACCCUGUUUGAGGAAAGACACCUACGCUACAUCACCCCUCUGGGAAAGGGAAACUUCGGCAGUGUUGAGCUCUGUCGUUACGACCCGCUGGGUGACAACACGGGCGAGCUGGUCGCUGUGAAAAAGCUGCAGCCCAACCAGCAGUCGACUCAGGAGGACUUCCAGAAGGAAGUCAAAACCCUCAGCGUGCUGCACUGCGACUACAUCGUCAAAUACAGAGGAGUCUGCUACAGUAUGGGUCGCCUCAGUAUGAGCUUGGUGAUGGAGUACCUGCCGUACGGCAGCCUUAUUGGCUACUUGGAGAAUAACCAACAUAAAGUCAAUACUAGGCGGAAGCUGCUCUUUGCUUCGCAGAUAUGUAAGGGGAUGGAGUACCUGCAGACGCUGCGUUACGUUCACAGAGACCUUGCAGCCAGAAAUAUCCUCGUGGCCAGUGAGACGCUGGUGAAAAUCGCUGAUUUUGGGCUGACCAAGAUUAUUCCUUCUGACAAGGAGUACUAUCGCGUCAAACAGCUUGGCGAGAGCCCCAUCUUCUGGUACGCUCCAGAGUCCAUCAAUGAGUCCAAAUUCUCACACAAAUCAGACGUCUGGAGUUUUGGAGUCGUUCUUCACGAGCUUUUCUACAACUGCAACAUGAACUGCAACCCGAAAAGACUGUACAUGCAGGAGAUCGGACACAACGUGCAAGGUCCAUCCAUUUCAAUGCAUGUGGAGAAUAUUCUAAAGAGUGACUGGAGGUUACCGGCUCCUCCCCACUGCCCACCCAAGGUGUACAGUUUGAUGAAGGAGUGCUGGGCGUACAACUUCGACGAGCGGCCAUGUUUCUACAGCCUGGGAAACCAGAUUGAAAUCAUCAUGCAGGAUGACAGAGAGAACCCUAAAGGCUGAGAAGGAGCCGCUUCGCACCUCACAGCAAUGCUCAGUAUCAAAUGACAAAGUGUCCUUCAUUGCUGUGGAAAUUCAUUUUUUUUAAUGCAACAUUUCCUGGUCCGAUAACAAACAAGCUGCUGAGGAAAAAGCAUCAUGAAUUCCAAACUGUUGCAUAGUAGGUACCGAGACAUUAACAUUUCUAUUGCGUGUUUCUUAGUUUUGGAGGAGUCGUUUGUUAUGGUCUGUUGUUGAGAUGCUGAGCAAGGCAAAGCUUUGACCAGUCACUGCUCGGCCUCUUGACCGACACAUCAGCAAAGUAAAAGUUACAACUUAUUAUGCUACAUUUCAUUAUAUUUUCUUACAAUUGAGUUAAUAAAAAUAUCCCCGCAAUGCCAGAUGCAGAUUUCUUCAUCAGACUCACAACUAAUUUUGAACAACGAAUGAUAUUUACCUGGAUCUCUCACAUCGGGAUUGUGCCAAUAUAAAAUGUGACACAUAGGGUCACAGUGGCAAACAUUUGUAUGAAAGACAAGAUGUAUGACUUUCUUAUUCAGCUGUGGCCAAAGGUUUCGUUCUUACCCAAGUGAAGAACAUUUCAUAUUAUUUUAGCAGUGUCUCUAAAGGCUGUAGUUCAGGUAAGGUUCAUACAUCAUAUAGCUAGAGGGAAAUCUAGAGAGACCAUCUCAAAUAAUAAUUACACCAAGUUUGGUGAAAAUCUGUCCUACACUGGGUCACAGUUCUAUCAACCAGCUGUAGAAAAGACAAAAUGAUUUAUGUGAAUUAAAAUCUCUUUUGAUAAAAAUUUUAAGAAUUGUGAUCGGAAAUUCUAGACAGUCUCACAUCUGCCGUUGGAGCAUCAGGGAUGUACAUAUAUAAUAAAUUAUGAAAUCAACAAACUGUCAUUUACCCAGCGAUCUUAACAUUAACAUUGUCUCUCCUAAUAUUGCUCCAGGUGCAUAUUCCACAAAUUUGGCAGUGAAAUCACAACAAAAUUUCAAAAUUUGCCUUUCUCCCAUGGCUGCUGUGGAAUUUCUAUCAAUCCAAAAAAGAAAUGCUUGUCCUCCGCAUUUGUCAGGGACAUCCAGCAGCAUGGGGAAAUGUCGACAGUGUUUAUGGUAGAGAAAGUCUUGAAUAUGAAGACGAAGAGAGCUGAAGUUGUCCACUUUGGCAGGGGAAGUGUUCGGUUGGCAUUUUGGCCAGGAGUAUACAUACUGGUUGUUUGUGGCUGGUUUUCUUACUUCGUUGUCCUCCUCUCUCACCUUUUUGUCGAUGUUGAUGGUGACUCGAUAGUUAAAAUCUUUACAGAGUUGAAGGAACAAUAGACCAAGAGAUACUGCCAGCACUAAUGUUCUUACUCUGAUAUUUGUCCUCCUUGAGACUCUGCAGUAACAAAACAAAAGGGUUCUUAUUAAAAGAUCCCAGUCAACACUGUUUAUGUCAGCUAGAAUAGUCUGUGAUGAACAAAUAAAAUGUCAUAAUAAAGGUUUGUUUCUUCACAAGAA